Colletotrichum truncatum is the source of this 1317-nucleotide messenger RNA. RefSeq lists its product as uncharacterized. The record is from RefSeq and is a predicted model, not a curated record. NCBI's taxonomy places the organism in Eukaryota, Fungi, Ascomycota, Sordariomycetes, Glomerellales, Glomerellaceae.
AUGCCCGAAAAACGACCGCAACCCUCCCAAAGCGUUGGAGUGCCCCAUACGCCAGCCUGGAAGAAGGCGAAGAAAGCCAUGAGGGACGCGGAAGAGGCGCGCCGCACGAGGGCAAUCGAAGUGAGGCGUGAGAAGCUUCAGCAGGUCGAGAUGAAGUAUAAACACCUGCCGACUCUACCGCCUCAGCUGCCUAGUCCUCGGUACGUAAUGCAGGGUGGCGAUGCGCCUGGCUACCACGACGAUGAUGCUUCAAUGUCGUUCUACAAGUCCUGUGCAGAAGGUGACCUGAACCGCGUUCGUACAUUUGUCGACCAGUCUGCACCGACACCCGCGGAUCUUUCCUACGCCCUAGAGGAGGCAUGCCAGAACCUACAGCUCGAGGUCGUGCGGUUCCUGUUGCGGCAGCCAGAGGCGGAAUUACACUAUCGAUGCUUCCGUAGGUGUGUCGAGUUUCCCGAUGACGAAAACACUUACAAGCUCACCGAUAUGUCGUCGUCGCAAAGCAUCUUUAGGAGCGGGAGUCCUGAGCUUCUUAACCUCCUAAAGAUUCUCGUCGACUUUGGAUGGCACCCGAACCAGCUGCUCGGCCCCCUGCAGAGUAGCCAACGGCUACCCUAUCAUCCCUGGAGCCAAGAGGUAGCGCUGCAUUAUCCACGAUGCAUCUUGGAUAUGGACAUCCUGCGAUUUCUGCUGGACGUUGGAGCGGAUCCGACUAUAGCAAGGGAUAUAAUCGGCGACCCCUAUUUCGAUGUUGCCGAACAACCUGUACAGAGGCUUGAAGGGCAUAUCCUGGAGCUAGCGGUCAAUUUGGGUGCCAAGGAAGCCGUGACUUUACUAGUAUCGCACGGAGCCAAGCUAGAACACGGUAUACCGUUGCAUAGCCUUGCCCGGCGAAGGCCUGAUCCAGCGGCUAUCAAGGUGAUGGAUGAAGAAUACCUAAAGGAGUUGUAUACAGAGAUACCUGACAUGAAGUAUCCUACUCUCUCCACCCGGCUCGACAUGGCCCAACAUCUGAUUGCUCUAGGCGACGAUAUUAACAAGGUGGCUAAUGUAUACCGCCUGAUCAGACGAUGGAUUCAGAUGCCUGUUAAAUUGCACGAGGCUACUGCAUUAUCACAAGCCAAAAACUCUAUGGACUGGGAUUUUGUUAGAUGGUUGCUGGAGAACGGUGCGGACCCGGCUGCCAGUCCCAGGGCCACAGCCUUUGCGGAUUUGUUCUAUGCUAUUGGGGUCAGUCGUGAUGAGAUCACAGAGAAGUAUGAGGAUAUGAUACGGCAAUAUCAGAAGUCAGGUCACAGUGUGACGGCAACGAUUUAG